AUGGAUUGCGAGAAGUCAAUUUCUCGAUCAGUAACGAUGUCGACGAUUCAAACACCUUCAAAGUUUGAAAAAGUAAGUAUCUUUCAAAAAAAUUGUAAAGUUUGAGGUUUUUUUUUUUAAUUUUCAUAAAUUGAGUGUUUUUGGCCCAAUACAGAGCCUAUUUUCAUUCAUACUGCAUGUUGCUGGCAUUUUGUGGUUCUCUGAAAUGGUACAAAUGGAACAGUAAAGGGGCCGGGCCGAAUUUCUAGGUCCUAGAAUUUUUUUGGUUCUGCGUUCUAUACCGCACUUUUUCCUAUUUUUAUUAAUAUUUGAAAGCUAAAACUACAUUUUUUAUCAAUAUUAAAAAUUUAUAAUCCUAUUUUUAAAGUUAGCAAUUGUUUAAGCUUGAGAAUUGAUAAAACGAUAUCUUGUUCAACUUCUAAACCUCAAAAAUUAAACAAGCAACUUUUAUUAAUAUUGGAAUUAAAACCAUAUGAUUAUGCCUGUAUUUGUUACGUUUUUACUCAAGUUUUUCCCUGUUUAUUCUCACCAUAGCCCUACUCUAGCCUAAAAACCUUUAGAAUUCAUUGAAAUUUGAAAUUUAAAGUUUGACAUUUCGCUUUUUUGAUAAAACACUUUUGUGUACUCAAGAGAUGAAUCACAGAAUUUCCAGAAAAUUUAUGGCUUAAGAAAACUUGUCGUAGCAGGCUUAUCAGUUGAAGUUAACGCGUUUUCAACGUUGUCUACAUUGAGUUUUCUUGUAUUUAAAAAUUGGUUUAUUGCUUUGACAACGUGUUGUAGGUCUAUUUAAAAAUAAGUUUAUUAUAAAUUUAUAUUUGAUUCUUUGUUAACUAUAAACAUUCAAAACGUUUUUUAAAGCUACGAGUUUGUUAAAUUUGACUAAAUUUUAGUAAAAAAUUGGUUUACUUGAAGCAUUUAUAUAAAUAAUAACUGUUCUUACCUACUACAAUAUUACGUUUUUACCACGAAACUAUAAAUACGCUUUAAGAUACUAUAAUUUUACUACAAAAAGCUUUCUUUUAAGCUUUAAGCAGCUCUAUAAAUAAAAUUGUAUUUUGUGUUUUCAAGAAAAUCCUUUUAAUUUACUCAUUUUGUAGCUAAAUCUACUACAAUAUACAUUCAACUUGAGAGUACUACUUUAAAAUUCUAUUGAAUAAUCAACUAUCGUAGUUUGAAUUGUAAUAUUACGGCGUUUUCUAGCGCUUUUACUGCUUUAACCUAGUGGAUACUGCAAUACACUACAAUAUUUUUACCUAUUUUUACUACUUCAGUUCUAGUCAGUACCAAUUUUGGGUAUUACUAACAUAGUAUAAUACUGUAAAAGUACUAUUUAUUGAAAAAAAGUAAAAAAUCUACCCCGAAAUGACCAAUAAAAUAGGUUUUUCCGAAGCCGCUUAUGCCGGUCAGUAUCAUGCUCACAAACCAGUGAUUCAGGUCUGGACUCCAGUAUUCCCAGUACUAUCAGCGUUCUUUGGCAUCUUAUCAUUCAUCGUUGGAUACAUCAUUAGUGUAGCAAACGAUCAUGAGGAGGCUUGGUUUUCUUUUAUUAGGUAAAAUACGAACUUUAUUAUUAUCUAGCCGUACUAAAAUGUAUAUAUAAUACUAAUAGUAUAUGUUUUCAGUGAUGGUGGAUCACUGAAACCGGAAAGUUGCAUUUUUGGAAUUUUACUCAACUUUUCAGCGUUUUUCUGUAAGUUUUAAAAUUUUAAUUUUUUGAACUUUAAAAAAAAUUUUUCAAAAUUUAAUUUUAAAUUUUCAGGGUUCCUGACAUGUUUUUUCCCGCCAUUACCAGUUGAUCCAGUACGUUCAUUUCCAUCGUGGUCCACAGACAAAGUUCCGGAUCACAAUAUACAUCAUGUUGGUAUUGGGCGUACUAUCCGGUAUUGGGACUUCUGUUGUAGCCAAUUUCCAAGAAAGUGCCAUUCCUAUGGCACAUGGUCUUGGGGCUAUGUUGGCUUUCUUUGGCGGUAUGCUAUAUGUUUGGUUUUAUGUGACAAUAUCAGUGGUUAUCAAACCAAGAUUUUCUCCGAAUUUAUUGACCGGCUUCAGGGUUUUCAUGGCUAUGGUUGUUACUGGUGCUCUUACUUUGCGUAGGUUUUUUAUAUUUAAUAUCUGUCAAAUAUCAUACCCUACCUUGCCCUACCCUACGAUACCUUAUUUUACCCUAUUCUACCCUAUCCAAAACGUUUCUUCUUUGCCGUACCUUGUCUUACCCGGCUUCGCUCUAUGCUACUCUACUAUAAAUUGCCUGAUCUUAAAUUUCAAGCCUUAUCAACCCUACCGUACCAUUAAAUAACGAUAUUAAUACAUAUACUACCUUAAUUUACCUUACCCUGUUAACAAAAUUAAAAUUCAUUUUUAGACGAAGUCUGUCUAAUUGGCAGACCAUUUGUCAGGAACCUUGCUGAUGGUACAAAACCGCCCAAACCUGAUUUUCCAAAAGACACUGGCAUUUUUAGGUAUAAACCUGAUCAUUUUGUAAGUUUUUUUUAGUUUUUUACAAUUUUUUAAGUAUUUAUUUAAGUUAUUUUUUAAAAUUUUAAUUAAAUUUUUUUUCAUACUUUUCAUUUUUUAAUUUUUUUUAGUUAAAAUCCUCAAAAUUAACUUUCAGGAAUACUUAAACCACCUAAUCGCGGCCCUCUCUGAAUGGGUAUUGGGAGUUGGCUUCUUCAUUAUCAUCGCAUCUUUGUGCUAUGAAUUGAGCAUUUUCGAAGUGAACACGAUGACAAAAGAAGAACACAAACAUUUGGCGGAAGAAACUCGAAAACCAGUCCUAGUUUCUUGCACUUUCAAGGACGAAACAGAUAGUCAAUCGAGUUAA
Messenger RNA from Bursaphelenchus okinawaensis, 2821 nucleotides. NCBI's taxonomy places the organism in Eukaryota, Metazoa, Nematoda, Chromadorea, Rhabditida, Aphelenchoididae. The record is from the annotation of a GenBank genome assembly.